This is a messenger RNA of Lynx canadensis (Canada lynx), 519 nucleotides long. RefSeq names its product keratinocyte differentiation associated protein (gene KRTDAP). The transcript has 7 exons. Gene Ontology annotation, cellular component: extracellular region. Bases 1 to 393 code for a protein of 130 amino acids. Lineage: Eukaryota; Metazoa; Chordata; Mammalia; Carnivora; Felidae. The record is from RefSeq and is a predicted model, not a curated record.
AUGAAGGUCCCAGUCCUUCCUGCUGUGGUUCUUCUCUCGCUUGUGGCGCUCCACUCUGCUCAGGGUGCCUCCCUGGGUACUUCCGAGGCCUGGGCUUUAGCUCCUCGCCCCCGCCACUCUCCAAUCCCUUCUCGCCGCCUUGCUCAUCUGUCCACCAUCUGUCUUACUGGAACAGAACAGGAAGAAACCACCAUCGGUGAUUAUGCGGCAGGCCCUGAGAACUUUAACGCUCAGUUCUUGAACAUCGACAAGUUGCGUGCUGCUUUUAAGCCCGAUGAAUUCCUGAACUGGCAUGCCCUCUUUGAGUCUAUCAAAAGGAAACUUCCUUUCCUCAACUGGGAUGCCUUUCCAAAGCUGAAGGGUUUGAGGAGUGCAACUCCCGACGCCCAGUGACUGUUCCCCUCAAGACCCAGCACUGCUGACACCCGCUGGAGGAGGGGCUAAGAGUGGGAUCUGAUCACCAUCUUCUAAUCACUCUCUCCGGGCUCAGCGACACCAAUAAAAUGUUUUCCAACCUGA